AUGGCUAGAUCAGAUUUCGGCUCGGUCACUGGAUGGAAUAAUAAUCGUGCCAUGACAUCAAGUGGCACGCUACGUAUAACAGUCGAGAAAAAUGCUCUGUCCGGAGCAGGAGGGCUCAUAUCAAAUACCAGAAUUCCAGAAGGUUCUGCUUAUGAAUUAGAUUUCGAUGUUAGAUUUCACAGUCAAUUUGAAUGGAGCCGUGGUGGAAAGGUUGGCUUCGGUUUUGGUAUUGGAAAUGGAAACACAGGAUGCAAUUUACCAACUGAUGGAGCUGGUGGCACUCUUCGUUUAAUGUGGUACCAAAAUCCAAGUACAAAUCGAGUCUAUUUUCAUCCAUAUAUUUAUCAUGAAGGAAUGCCAGGACCGUGCGGAAGCAAUUUUGGCAAAUCUUAUCCAUCGUCAGGUAGUAUUGAAAAAGGCAAAUGGUACAAAGUUCAUAUGUAUGUCAAAUCAAAUACUGGUAAUAAUGUUAAUGGACGUGUACAAAUUCUUAUCAAUGGUGAAUCACUGAUUGAUCAAAGUAUUCGUUGGACAACAAAUGAUAGCAAACGACUUAUCAACAAUUUAUCCUUUCAUACAUUUCGCGGUGGAAAAGCAGAUGAAUGGAAAUCUGGUACUGAUGGUUAUAUUUACUAUGACAAUCUGUAUGUUCGACAAAUUAGUGCAUAA
This is a messenger RNA of Rotaria sp. Silwood2, 669 nucleotides long. The record is from the annotation of a GenBank genome assembly. Lineage: Eukaryota; Metazoa; Rotifera; Eurotatoria; Philodinida; Philodinidae.